AUGAAGGUCAAAAUGGUAUUUCCGCUUCUCUUUGUCCUUCUCUCGGGCUUCAUCUCGACUGUCAACGGCGAGAAAACAAAUUAUAUGAUCAACCCUGUAUACGAUCACGGAAAAAGUCCUGUUUGGACAUUGGGUGACCAGAAAGUGAUUGAAUGGAAAACAGACCUACCUGUGUACAACAUCUCUAUAUGGCAGGAGAGUCCAUCAGGGAAAGGUGCCUACAAUGGAGGCAACGUAUUUGCUCAAAUCAACGAAAAAGAUCGUGUGUCAAACUUCACAUGGACGGUUCAGCUCUACAGCUUUGACCUGGAUUAUUCACCCACAUUCCUUUUCUGGGUCAACUAUGGCGGAUCAGUCGAUUUCACCUCUGCCUAUUUCAACAUAACCAGAAAAUCAUCGACUGAAUCGACUGAAUCGACUGAAACGACCUCUUUAACUCGGGCACCUUCAUCUUCCCCUACCAGCUCGAGCGAUCAACAAACCAUUAGCCCAACCGAUCAACCGACAGGGCUCUCGAUGACAGCAAAGAUUGCACUUGGAGUCGGAAUUGGCAUAGGCAUCCCUAUACUAGCUGCAAUGGCUGCACUGGUUUGGCUGAGAGCUAGACAAUUAAAGGCAACCCAGCUGGCUGCAGCUGGCGUGCCAGUUUCUCACGGAACGAACAUGCAGCAACACCAGGCUCCAAAUAUGAAUAUAGGAGAGAUGCAUGGAACAGACCCUGCUGGUUUCUGUCCGGAGUUGCCCCAAGAUGCUAACGGGAAACCACUUCGCACUGAAUUGCCGGAUCGGCGUUAUGAAUGA
Molecule: messenger RNA, 801 nt
Organism: Penicillium griseofulvum
Lineage: Eukaryota; Fungi; Ascomycota; Eurotiomycetes; Eurotiales; Aspergillaceae
Exons: 2
Coding region: 1-801 (266 amino acids)
Source: RefSeq, a predicted model, not a curated record